UUAUCUACCUUACUACUACUACUACUAUUACUACUACCGUUUCAUCAACCCAAUCCAUAUCUCUUACUAUUCUAUCUUCUUCCUAAGCUUCAAUACAAUGGCCUCUCUUUCAGCCACCUCUCUUACCUUUCAACCCUCUUUCAAAUUCUCUACAAGCACUAACCAGGUUUCUUUCAGAACUUCAAGUUUUGGUGCAAUUUCUGUGGGAUGUACAAGGAGAAGCUUUCCUUCGUUGAGAUCUUCUCGUUUCCGCAUUUGUGCAAUUCAGGCACAACCUGAGACAGUGGAGAAAGUGAGCAAAAUUGUGAGGAAACAACUUGCUUUGACUCCUGAAACCAAGCUUACCCCAGAAACCAAGUUUUCAGAACUUGGUGCUGAUUCUCUUGACACUGUGGAAAUAGUGAUGGGUUUAGAGGAAGAGUUUAACCUUAAUAUUGAGGAUGAUAAUGCUGAAGACAUCACAACAAUUCAACAAGCAGCUGAUUUGAUAGAGAAAUUGAUUCAAAAGAAAGAUUAAGCUUAAGAGUUGAACCUAAUGGAAGCUCUACGGAAAAUACUUCUAGAGGUGAAGAGCAACUGAGUUAAGAUAAGAUAAUCAUCAGCAAAUUUAUUUUUGGACAUUUUUUGUGCUUAUGCCUAUAUUCUUUAGGAAGGAGAUUGAAUAUUUUUUAAAUUGUAACUUGGUUAACUUGCUAUUUGUUGCAAGCAUGGUGACAGAAAAUGUUUUAUAUUUAUUGGACUCUAAGAUAAGAUAAGAUAAGCAUGUCAUCUGCGUUUUUAGGUCAA
Molecule: messenger RNA, 786 nt
Organism: Medicago truncatula (barrel medic)
Lineage: Eukaryota; Viridiplantae; Streptophyta; Magnoliopsida; Fabales; Fabaceae
Product: acyl carrier protein 4, chloroplastic
Exons: 4
Coding region: 98-517 (139 amino acids)
Biological process (GO): fatty acid biosynthetic process
Molecular function (GO): acyl carrier activity
Source: RefSeq, a predicted model, not a curated record